CCUUGCAUCCGCAUUGAUACAUCUAUGGACGCAUUUCGUUGGCUUUUACGCAGCGUCAGUUCAGGAUCGGAUCAGUCGAAGUGCUUUCCUGAGGGCACGUAACGCGUUUACGGCUGAACAAAAAGCCGUUCAACAGAACUCCGCAUUGGUGAUUAAUUUUUGGAAAAUGACAAUCUUUUUUCACUAAAGAAAAUUGUUUCAUGAAAAUGAUAGCACUCAUCACGAGAUUUUGUUUCAUUCGGCUAUUUACGGUUUGGCAAAUGCAAAAAAUCAUCGCAGCUUACAGACUGAACUAGUGUCCUCUGUGGUACCACCGCAUUUGGUUCAUGGAAUUCGACAGUAUUUCACCAAAACUUCACCAACUCUCUACACCGAACAGUACGCUCAAGUGACUUGUGCAACCUUGAAAGCAUCAAUCAGUAUGGAGUUUUUCAGUGUUUUUUAUGGACGAUUGAUUGGUCUCGAGGAAAUCUGCUCGCAGUGCAGUCCACAGGACAGCGCUCGCUUGCUGAAUGAAUUCAACUCGCGGAUCGAUCAAAUUGCAAAAAAGUCUAACUGUAUCCGAUUGCAAUCAGAUGGAAUUCUCAUUGUGGCCGGUAUACCAAAUAUUAGUGAUGAUCAUUUGCGCAAUGUUGUCUUAUUUGCCAUCGAUUUGCAAACACUUAUCAGAAGUUUUUGCGAUUCAACGAGUAUUGAAUUGGGACUGUGCUGUGGUAUUGAAUCAGGUUCAGUAUCAGCUGGUAUUGUUGGAACAACAAAAUGGCAUUAUGAUAUCAUUGGUUCACCGUUGGAUGAAGCGAUUAAUAUUGAAAGAACGAGGGUGACAAUGGUACAUAUUUUCAGUGGUAUAUUUUUGGGCGAUAACGCAAAGCAACAAUCGCAGUGUUAUGAGUUCAACAUUGAGAAGAGGGAUCGUUAUUGGUGUGUUGUACCUCAGCUAAAAACGAAUCUAUCUUCAUCUACGUUAUUCCCAAAUUUACGUCGAUUCUCACUGGUGACAGUGCCUCAAGCUGUCAAUCGUCUUCUGCAAACAAUCGCGUCAGCCUCAGAUUCUCUUCUCAAGACGAAUGCCUUGCCUGGUCGACGAAAAAAAAAAAUGGAAAAACUUUUAAGUGUUGGUGAUAAAUUAGCAAAUAAGCGAGAUCAAGGGAAGAGCUUGAUGCAGUCGCUCACUCUGAAAUUCCGAAAUGAACAAAUGGAGACUGCGGUUAGGUUUUUCUUUCAUAUGCAAUUAGAUGAGUGGUUUAUACCAGCACUGGCAAUCAGUAUAUUCUUCUUGGUCGUUUAUGGCGUUUAUCAUGUUCUCGUUCUUCCAAGACAAAUCGCAACAUUAGCAUUGAUAGUAGUUGCAUUAACAGUGAUGUUCAUUGUGCUUCUUAUGCUUUACAUAAAUUAUUUUGAGUUCUCAUGUCCACAAAGUGGUGAAUUGGAUGAGAGUUCAGAAUGUUACGUUGUACAUUUCUCGUUAUUAAGUUGUGCAAUAUGGAUGUUAUCAUCAGUGGUUUUCAUAAGAUUACCAUCAAUAGUCCAGCUAUACGCCCUACUAAUUGCUUUCAUCUUAUACUCACUACACGUUUUCGUCACUCAUCCGAUGCUUUACUAUUCUUAUUCUCAACUCAAUCAGUUCGUCAUUUACCUUUUAAAAUCAUCAUAUCUAACAUAUCGUGUUGAAUGGGAGCUGAUGUUGGGCUUGUUGACGUUAAUCGGAAUCAUUUUCAUUCAGUCGCGAAGUAAUGAACGAAUUCUCAGACUCGAUUUCAUGUCAAAACUGAAGCAAAUGCUUCUGAACGCACUUCCGUCUCAUGUAGCACAAACGUUUUACAGUAAAUCUGAAUUGCAUCAUCACUUGUGUCACAGUGUUGGAGUUGCAUUCAUUAAUGUCAUUAAUGCCUCCUUAUGUCAAGAAAGGAAGGAUGUCUACGAUUGUUUUCAGAUUCUUCUGCAACAUCAUGGUAUUGAGAAGAUAAAAAGUUGUAGUAAAAUGUAUAUUGCUGCAGUUGGUAUCUUACCAGAAACAAGCAAAAAUGUAUUAUCUUUCUAUUCAUUCUUAUUUCAUUAUUUCAAUUCUCAUUUCAUUAUACCGCUUUGUAUCGACUGUGGAUCAGUGUUAUCAGCAGUGAUAAGCAAUGAACGACCUACAUAUGAACUGAUCGGUGACCCAUGCUUGAAAGCCAGGCAAUUAAUGCAACAUGCUGCUUGUUAUGGUAUUAUGGUAUCCGAGGAAAUUUAUUUGGCGCUUAGACCGAGAAAUUUCAAUUUUGAUUCUCGUCCGAUCGUUGUAUCACCUCAGCUUACGGCAUACGUUUUCGAGGAAUCCCAUCCUACCGCUGGAUCAAUCGAUGAAACGCGUUCACAGACAGAACCACCCAUCCAUCAAGACUCAGAAAAUCCUCUUCAGAUGUUCACAUCGAUGGAUUCAUCAUUCUCAUCGGAAGUGUAUUCGAUUGACGUUGGUGUGGAGACCGACUCGGAUAUGGAAUGGAUAACACCCGAAAUGUUGAUGUAUGAAAAAAAGAAAUCACCUUCAAAAUCAUCCGUUUACAACUCAUCUUGUUGUCCUCAGAGUUCAAAUGCAUCUGAGUGCGAUAAGAAUUCGAUGAAUCAUGAGAAGGUGCACAGUGGAUGGAUGAUGAACGGACGAAAAUCGUCGAGCUGGAUGAGUAUCGGCGGUGGAUCGAUCAGGAGCGAUUUGACGAGUGCGAGUUAUGCGAAUGACAUCGAACGGCUGACAGCUGCGUCGAACCGUGUUGAUCGAAUGUUGCAAGAGUUAACAUCUGUCACGCAUGUGGAUAUCGAUAAUAAACUUGAAUGUCAUCCGUUUCCCACCGCUCUGUCAGCGUCAAAUCGAAGCCUCAGGUUCAACAGACUGAAAUAUUCUUUCAGGAGAGAAAUAUCGAGUGCUUGUCAUACGGAAUACGAUAAUGCUGAAUCUGAGGGUAUAUGCUCGGAUUCCGAAAUGUUAGAAGGUCGUCUCGAACGGAUCAAGCAUGCACUGAAAGCUGGUGAUAGCCGUAGGAAAAGGCGUCGUAAUAUGAUGUCGAAUGAUAACGGUAAUGAUGCCGAUAUCGACAGUGUAUGUUCCUCUCUUAACGCAUCGUCGAUUUUUGAUAACUUCCGAUGGAACAGGUGA
This is a messenger RNA of Anisakis simplex (herring worm), 3130 nucleotides long. NCBI's taxonomy places the organism in Eukaryota, Metazoa, Nematoda, Chromadorea, Rhabditida, Anisakidae. The record is from the annotation of a GenBank genome assembly.